AUGAAGCCAAAAGUAUAUAUUUAUAUUUUUACUACUAUUUCUUUUAUAUUUAUAAUUUGUCUUUGGCUUAUUUACCGAAAUUUAUCUUAUAACCAUAAUAAAAUAAUAGUAAGCAAUGAUAUUAUUUUUGACGAUAAUCAUAUUGAUUACAAAAGAGAUAUUUUAAAAGACCAAUAUGAUCCAUGGAAAUCUCCAAUUAAAUAUUAUGUCCAAUCUCCUGUCUCAGCUGAAAAUGUAAAAAAAGCAAUAAAAGAAAUAACAGAUAAUACUUGCAUACAAUUUGAAGAAAUAACAGAAUUUAUAAAUGACACACAAGGAUUAUUUUUUAAAGAAUAUACAUCAUGUUCUUCACAAAUUGGUCAUGUAAGCCAAAAUUACUUUCAAGUUAUUAACCUUGCAUCAGGUUGUUACGAAAAACCCUAUCUUAUUUUACAUGAAAUAGGACAUGCUUUAGGCUUGGUACAUGAACAUUCAAGGAUUGAUAGAGAUGAUUAUGUUACAAUAAAUAAAAACAAUAUGGAAGCAGGUGAAGAAGCAAACUUUAAAAUACGUAAUUAUGCAUUUUAUAAAAAUUACUCAACUUCCUACGAUUUUUCUGCAUUAAUGCAUUAUGGACCAUAUGAUUUUUCAACAUUUUGGAAAGGAAUUUUUGGUUAUAAAGUCAUAGAAUCAAAAUUGGAGCGAGAAUAUGAUUUGAUGAUGGGGCAGCGUAAAAAAAUGACUUUUAAUGAAUAUAAACAAAUUAAUUUAUGUUAUUGCAAUUCUUGUAAUUGGGUUAAUAAUACUACUGGUAAAAGAAUAAGAAAAACAGCAUCUACAACUUCAUGCAAAAAUGGUGGUUAUCCAGAUUUUAAUGAUUGUAGUAAAUGUAUUUGUCCUACUGGUUACACAGGAAAUUUCUGUGAAAAAAUCAUUACAAGUGAUGAAAAAUGUGGUCCAACUUCUUUUAAUGUUAAUAAAACUGGAACCCCUAUAAUACUACAAGAUAAAAUGAAUUGUUAUAUUUUUUUAAAAGCUGACAGUAAUAAAAAAAUUUCACUUCAAAUAACCUAUGUAAAUGCACCACAUAAUGGAGAUACUUGUACUGAAGACAUUGCUUAUCAAGUUAAAUAUAGAAAAGACAAAGGUGCUACUGGUUUGCUUUUAUGUGGUCAUCAUCAGAAAUUUAUAACACUUAAAUCUGAAUCAAAUUCCAUUCUUUUAUUUUACAAAGGAAUUUCUGGACAUAGUUUAAUGACUUUUACUUUUAAACAAGCUGACUAA
Molecule: messenger RNA, 1263 nt
Organism: Strongyloides ratti
Lineage: Eukaryota; Metazoa; Nematoda; Chromadorea; Rhabditida; Strongyloididae
Product: Astacin-like metalloendopeptidase
Exons: 3
Coding region: 1-1263 (420 amino acids)
Biological process (GO): proteolysis
Molecular function (GO): metalloendopeptidase activity; zinc ion binding
Source: RefSeq, a predicted model, not a curated record